Molecule: messenger RNA, 552 nt
Organism: Hevea brasiliensis (rubber tree)
Lineage: Eukaryota; Viridiplantae; Streptophyta; Magnoliopsida; Malpighiales; Euphorbiaceae
Exons: 2
Coding region: 103-552 (149 amino acids)
Molecular function (GO): protein binding
Source: RefSeq, a predicted model, not a curated record
CUAAACCGCUCCACUCCUCUGGAAGUCCUCAAAAAAGCAUUUGGUUUCCCUCCUUGUCACCUCUGUUUUUCCCUUCCCCUGCACGCCUGGCUCACCAAAGACAUGACCGUGUUUGGUAACUCCGGCGCCGGAAAACAAGUCUUCCCUAUCAAUUACCAAGCCGAAGUUUCACAGCUUCUCGUUGACGCAUCGCAUCGUGAUGACUUUAAGCUAGCAUGCGAGUGUGUCUCCGAUCCUUCUGUGGACGUGAACUUCAUCGGAACGGUGAGCUUGAAGGCGAAGAGGACAGAGGUUUUACUGCGUGAUGAGUUGCCACAUGAAGUUCGCGUCGAAUAUGAGGAGUUCAAGACCGAUGUCACCUCUCUGUUCCUCGCUGCUCAUGCCGGAAAUUUAACGCUCGUCAGGAAGUUGCUGAGCGUCGGAGCCAAUGUGAAUCAGAAAUUGUUUCGGGGCUAUGCCACAACUGCAGCAGUAAGGGAAGGGCAUUUGAAUGUAUUAGAGGUGCUUGUGAAAGCUGGGUGUUGUCCCAAAAAUAGUCCAAGAGGAGGGUGA